AUGUGCCUGGACAUCCUGAGGGACCCUAUGACCCUGGCCUGCGGGCACAACUGCUGUGCGUCCUGCCUGCAGCAGCUCUGGGAGGGCCUGCUGGACGUGUUCCCCUGCCCAGUCUGCCAGCACCACUGUGCCCCUGGGAGGCAGCGGGUCAACAUUCAGCUGAGGCACCCACAGCAGGUGCUCAGCCUCUUCCGUGAGCAGAACGUGGAGCUUGUGUGCGCCCAAUGCGGGUUGUCCUGUGAGCACAGCAGCCACGACCUGACCCCUGUCCCCAAGGCGGCAGCUCAGCACAGGCAGAGGCUCAAGGCCUACCUGCAGCCCCUCAAGAGGCAGCUUGCUGAUGCUCAGCAGGGGUUAGAGCUGCAGGGCAGAGAGACAGAGGUCCUGAUCCUACAGGUGCAGGCUCUGAAGGCAGAGAUGGACUGUGACUUGCAGGAGAAUCAGUGCAUCCUGGAGAAUCAUCUGGAGGUCACAGAAGCCCAGAUCUUCAGGGCCAUGGAGGCUCUUUCACCAAACCCAGGAGAGCAGAGACCAGCUGUUGAUGUGAAGACUUCAAGGGCCCCCGAAGCCAGCUCCUUCCAGUCCCAGGAGGCCGGCCCUAGUCUCCCCCACCACUACGUGGGCACCUACUCCAUGAUCACCAGGUUCCAGACCCCCGUGAGCCUGGACCCCGAGACGGCUCACUGCAGUCUGUUAGUGGGUGGCUGCAGCAAGAUGGUCUUGUUCCCACGGGACACAGAGGACACUGACUGUGAGGCCAAGGCCACAGGCUUUACUUCCCACAUGGCCAUCCUGGGCUCCCAGACCUUUGAGUCCGGCCGGCAUUUCUGGGUAGUGAAAAUCUCGGGCAAGGGCACCUGGGCCAUGGGAGUGUGCAAGGCCUCCUUCCCCAGACAUGCCCUACAGCCCCCGUCCCCAAGUCUGGGCUGCUGGCACCUGGAGCAGCACGUCAACUUGGGACCAGACUCUGCUCACUGCUUCGCUGACCACGACUGGGACAGUGACAGCCUGCGCAUCGGGGUCUUCCUGGACUAUGAGCUCUGCGAGCUCUCCCUCUACCACAUGCAGCACAGAGCCCUCAUCGCCACCGUCCACGACACCUUCUCCGACAGCCUGCUGCCCUACUUCUCUGCUAGGCCUGAGUCCCCGACCCUCUCCAUGAAGAUUAUCACCCAGAAAGCCUGA
This is a messenger RNA of Erinaceus europaeus (western European hedgehog), 1185 nucleotides long. RefSeq names its product tripartite motif-containing protein 75-like. The record is from RefSeq and is a predicted model, not a curated record. Gene Ontology annotation, molecular function: protein binding. The transcript has 3 exons. NCBI's taxonomy places the organism in Eukaryota, Metazoa, Chordata, Mammalia, Eulipotyphla, Erinaceidae. The coding region runs from base 1 to 1185 and encodes 394 amino acids.